UUCUAUAGUCUGUUCAUAUUAAUUUUGACAUAUAACUGAAGUCAUAGUAAUAAAAAAUCAAUUGAUUUAAAUUACUUUUUAUAAAAAAUAUCUAUUUGAGAAUGACUAGUAGCCAGUAUUACUUUUUUUAAUUAAACUUUCAUUCCGAUGUUAAAUAAAAUUUUAUUAAUAAGCCAUCGGCAUCAAAAAUGUGAGUGAAUGUAGCAAAUUAAUCGGCGUGUAUACUUUUAUUAUAUAUGUUCAUAUACGCAUAUGACCGCGCGUUAGUACUAGUAAGUACGUUAAAACAAUGUUGAGAAAUAGUAGUAUUGAAUGUGAUUUAUAAUUCCAACUCAUUCAAAAGCAUAUUUGUAUCUUUUUAACAAUAUAAUGACUAUUUCGGCCAGAGAAAAAUUAAGUGUUUUUUAUUAAGAAAUCAUUAGAAAACAUACUCAUGUUGCUGUGAGAAAUAAUAUCUGUACAUACUUUGUUUACUUUGGAGUUAACUGUAUAUCGCAAACUACAUAACACAAUCUAAAUUUUCAUCUUGCACAAAUUGGAAAAAUAAUAUUGUUAGUAAAUUCGCGGAUUGUAUGCAUUUUACUAUAUCGUAUGCACAAUCACGCGAAUUUGAUAAGUUUAUAUGAGUUGUAAUGGAAAUGCUAAAACAAUUACAAAUGGGGAUGAGAGCUUUCCUUCUAAUGGCUUCACGUGUAUGGACCUGUAUCUGCUUUCUACUCAAGAAGCAGGUUAGAGCCAUUUCACAGAUGCAACCAGUAAAAUAUGAAAUUUUUCCAUUGUCACCUUUAUCAAAGCACAGACUCAGUAUAGUUAAGAGAAAAAUUCUAGUAUUAGAUUUAGAUGAAACAUUGAUACAUUCGCAUCAUGAUGGAGUAGCCCGGCCCACAGUGAGACCUGGAACACCUCCUGAUUUUGUCCUUAAGGUUACAAUAGACCGGCAUCCUGUAAGAUUUUUCGUUCAUAAAAGACCUCAUGUUGACUUUUUCUUGGAUAUUGUAAGUCAAUGGUACGAGUUGGUGGUGUUUACUGCAUCAAUGGAGAUUUAUGGAGCGGCAGUGGCUGAUAAGUUAGAUAAUAAUAGAGGUAUUUUAAGACGCAGGUAUUACAGACAACACUGCACUCCUGAAAUGGGUUCCUAUACAAAAGAUCUUGCAGCUAUAUGUUCUGAUUUAACAUCAGUUUUUAUACUUGAUAAUAGUCCUGGUGCUUACCGAGCUUACCCACACAAUGCAAUCCCCAUUAAAUCAUGGUUCAGUGAUGCGGGAGAUACGGCAUUGUUAAGCUUACUUCCAGUUCUUGAUGCGUUACGAUUCACACAAGAUGUUCGCUCUGUAUUAUCAAGAAAUUUACAUUUACCUCACAGCAGUAGUUGGUAGCGACCGCGCGAUACAAGUUUCAUUUUGCUCCAGUGACAUUUCAAAAUAAGUAAAUUUCAUCUUUAUUAUCAUUAACCUUCAGGCAAUGUGGGUAUGUGCAUACGUGAUAGAUUGAAAAGACUACAAGAAAAUUAAGUAUUGUUAUUUCGUAUAACAAAAUGUUUGUGAAGAAUGAUAAUAAUAAUAGUUAAAAUCCAAUGUAAAAGACGAAAAAAUCAGAAAUUUCAAUACCUAGGUCAGAUGUAAUUAGAUAAAAGUUUUGUCAGCUAUUAAAACAAUUGUUUAAUUGAAUUGUAAAUAAUGUAAAGAGUAAUAAUACAUAUAUUGAAAUGUGCGAAUUAACCAAAGAGCAUAAAACCACCAAUCAUAACUGCGUAUACAUAUACAUAUACAAUCAAGUUGAUGUGAUAAAACUGAACACUAGCUAGUGCUGAGUUUUAUUAUAUUACUUUGUAUAUGUAUAUAUUUCUUAUGAAUGUAUAUAUAAUAAAUAUAUAUUUUCGUUGUAGAGUUUUUUAACAAAAAUAGUGUGAAGAGUGAUUUUACGUUAUUGAGAAAUGUUACUUUUUCCUUUGCUGACUUAUGAAUAAUAGUUUUAAGUACAGAGAUUGUGUGAAUUACAGCAAUGACAUUGUAUACGUGAAGAUGAGCGAAUGAUUAGAACCUGUAUACAUUGAAAUGACAAAGAAGUAUAACUGAGCUUCAAUUAAUCAUGACCAUAAACGGUUUGUUGUAUCAGCCAGCUACAAAAAUUAAGAUAAAAUAAAAUUUCAAAUAAUUAUAAACAUAAAAA
Molecule: messenger RNA, 2169 nt
Organism: Chelonus insularis
Lineage: Eukaryota; Metazoa; Arthropoda; Insecta; Hymenoptera; Braconidae
Gene: Dd
Product: CTD nuclear envelope phosphatase 1-like protein dullard
Exons: 5
Coding region: 633-1376 (247 amino acids)
Molecular function (GO): phosphoprotein phosphatase activity
Source: RefSeq, a predicted model, not a curated record